Molecule: messenger RNA, 1304 nt
Organism: Orycteropus afer afer
Lineage: Eukaryota; Metazoa; Chordata; Mammalia; Tubulidentata; Orycteropodidae
Source: RefSeq, a predicted model, not a curated record
GUUAUUACCUCCAGAAAGAAAAAUUGACAUCUUGCAUCCUGGAAGUUCAUUUAAAAUUCUGAAGUUAGGGACUUCUUUCAAAUUUGGACAUGGCUAAUCGAGGAGCAACAAGACCCAACGGGCCAAAUACUGGAAAUAAAAUAUGCCAGUUCAAACUAGUACUUCUGGGAGAGUCUGCUGUUGGCAAAUCAAGCCUAGUGCUUCGUUUUGUGAAAGGCCAAUUUCAUGAAUUUCAAGAGAGUACCAUUGGGGUAAAGUUUGAAAUAUGGGAUACAGCUGGUCAAGAACGUUACCAUAGCCUAGCACCAAUGUACUACAGAGGAGCACAAGCAGCCAUAGUUGUAUAUGAUAUCACGAAUGAGGAAUCCUUUGCAAGAGCGAAAAACUGGGUUAAAGAACUUCAGAGGCAAGCAAGUCCUAACAUUGUAAUAGCAUUAUCAGGAAACAAGGCUGACCUAGCAAAUAAAAGAGCUGUAGAUUUCCAGGAAGCACAGUCCUAUGCAGAUGAUAACAGUUUAUUGUUCAUGGAGACGUCAGCUAAAACAUCAAUGAAUGUAAAUGAAAUAUUUAUGGCAAUAGCUAAAAAGUUGCCAAAGAACGAACCACAGAAUCCAGGAGCCAAUUCUGCCAGAGGAAGAGGAGUAGACCUUACUGAACCUACACAACCAACCAGGAGUCAGUGUUGUAGUAACUAAAACCUCUAAUUUGAACUAGCUGGAAUAUCCUUCUGCUUCCUAAAUGUUAACAGUGGAAUUGGAACAUUUAACCAGCCCAGUAUGACUUCUAAAAAGAAGAGACUUAAUGAUAGAGUCAAGUUUCUAAUACAGAAUUAUUUUAAGUGUUUUGAACUUAAUUUUUAAUAACAUGCAUGUGUCCCUCUGAGUAACGUUUUACCAAUAGAAGGGAAAAGUAAGAGCUAUGUGUACACUUAUUUUGUUGAAAGGUUAGGAGGAAUCAUUUCUCAUCAGUGGAGAUACAGAGAAAUGACUGUACAGUUAACCAGCCAGUUCCUCCAAACUGGUGUGGUAUAGUAGUUUAUGAGAAAGAAUUGGAACUUACUAAUUUGGGCUUUUCAAAAACAUUCUCUUUUUAGGAGACUCUAAAGAUAUUUAUGCUUAGCUGCAGUAUUCUGGCAAAUGGAAAUUUCUCCUGGUAUCCAUAUUUAAAGUGUACAUUCCAUGUUUUAAUAAAUAAGCCACAAGAACACAGUCCUACAUCUUCAGGAGAGAAAAUGAACACUGGUGGCAUACUGUAUCUAAAUUCAGUCCUGUUGUUUCUUGAACAGUGGUAAAAAUCAUAUGUAA